CUCUCUCUCUCUCUCUAACUCUUUGAUAGCCUCCUCGAAGAGCUAAUUAACAGCGGCGUUGAUUUGAUAUUUUCCGACGUAGAGAACCCUAAUUUAUACAAAAACCUCAGAACCGGCUCUGAGAAAAAACAUAACAAUGUGGAAAAAAGUGGGGUUUCAGAAGAGUGGUAGCGUAAGCACCAAGACACCCAAAGGAAACGAUCAAAACGAAUACGAUUUUCAGCUCCAAUCAAGUGAUGAUGAAGAAGAGGAGGUGUUAAGAGUACGGGCAGAACAAAUAGGAUCCAUUACAGAAGCUGAUGCUGGGUUAGAAGAUGAUAGUGAAGAUGAAGAAGAUAGAGACAGAGAAUUAACCAUGGAGAUCAAAGGAGUUGAUGGAGAGCUUCCACCUGGAUUUGAAGAGUCUCUAGCGACAAGUAUUGCUAAUAAUGGGACAGUUAUAAUCACACAAGACACAGUCGAGCCAGUUAAAAUCAAUAAAUCGAGGGCAGACGCAAGGAGAAAAGGAGAGAAACGCAAGCACCAGCAGAAUGAUCAAGUUGAUAUUCAGAGUGAGGAAAUGUUGUUGAAACUUCGAGCUUCUCUACAAGGAAAGUUAACAAGCAAUGGAGUUUUUGGUUCUACUGUUUCAAAGUCUGAUAAAGCUCAAAAACGUCAGAAAUUAGCUUAUAAGAAGCUAGAGACAUCCGACGACUAUGAUGAUAAUGACAUGGUUGAUAGUGAUGGCAAAUCAGAAGGCUCGGAAGAUGAGUUUUACAAACAAGUGAGACAGAACAGAGAAGCUAAACGAGCUGCCAAAGCAGAGAUCUAUUCAAGGGAACCAUCAUCGACCUUUUCAUUACCAGAAAGCGUGGAUGGGAAACGUUUGAUUUCAAAUGAGAUUUGAGUAACAGAGGAUUGACUCGACAUCGCAACAAGGACAAAAAGAAUCCGAGAAAGAACUACAGGGCAUAACACACUUGGAUUGCUAGUUUGUCCAUUUUUAGUUUUUUUGCCUCAGCUGAGAUGUUUUGGGGCCUUGGUCUUGUUUGCAGGACAAGUACACGGACAAAGUCAAGAGACGUGGAGGACAAGUUAGAGAAAUCAGGAAACCUUCUGGUCCAUACGGAGGUGAACGUUCAGGUAUCAAUACCAACAUAAGCCACAGCAUCCGUAUCAAGAAUUAGCCUCUUCUUCCUAUCAAUGUCAUAUUUCUUCCUAUCAAUGUCAUAUUUUUCUUCUUUGUUUUCUAUCUUUUAUUGGAUCUCCUACUUUGCA
Raphanus sativus (radish) is the source of this 1257-nucleotide messenger RNA. Its product is annotated as protein THALLO. Gene Ontology annotation, biological process: maturation of SSU-rRNA from tricistronic rRNA transcript (SSU-rRNA, 5.8S rRNA, LSU-rRNA). The transcript has 8 exons. The coding region runs from base 137 to 886 and encodes 249 amino acids. The record is from RefSeq and is a predicted model, not a curated record. Gene Ontology annotation, cellular component: nucleolus; small-subunit processome. Lineage: Eukaryota; Viridiplantae; Streptophyta; Magnoliopsida; Brassicales; Brassicaceae.